This is a messenger RNA of Medioppia subpectinata, 393 nucleotides long. The record is from the annotation of a GenBank genome assembly. NCBI's taxonomy places the organism in Eukaryota, Metazoa, Arthropoda, Arachnida, Sarcoptiformes, Oppiidae.
AUGUCUCGUGCGGCCAAAGGCUGUGACGCGCUCUUCACAAACACAUCACUCCCUAAGACAUUGUCUUCAAACACAUCCCAAAACAUGGAUUUGAGUCCAUUUAUUGAUAAUCCAAUGGUGGACAAGACGUUUGAGUCAGUCAUACCACCGGUCGCUCUUCAGGAGGAAUGCAUUGCCGGCAUCGACGAGGCCGGGAGGGGACCUGUUUUGGGUCCAAUGGUUUACGGUUUGGCGUUCUUUCCCUUAUCUCAAGAAUCACUUCUUAAAAAACUAGAUUUUGCCGAUUCCAAGACAUUGACCGAAGAGAAAAGAGAGGAGAUCUUCGAGAAGAUCGGCAAAAAUGAAUACAAAAAGAUCGGUUACUUAGCGACUGUCUUAUCGCCGGUCACUAUA